AUGUUCUCUCGUACCUCCGCCGUCGCGAAGUCUGUCUCCAGGAAUGCGCUCGCUACCCAGAGACGUUUUGCCUCGACUAAGACGAUCCGGGAAGCUCUCGAGGAGGUCAUACCUGCAAAGCAGGCUCAGCUUAAGCAGUUAAAAGCCCACCAUGGCCAGGCCGUCCUCGGAGAUAUCAAGGUUGAAAAUGUCAUCGGAGGAAUGAGAGGCCUCAAGACCAUACUGUGGGAAGCGUCUGUGCUCGACCCGCUAGAGGGUAUCCAUUUCCACGGCUUGAGCAUCCCGGAAUGUCAAAAAUCACUCCCGGCAGCUCCUGGUGGUAAAGAGAUUAUUGCAGAGAGCAUGCUUUGGCUUCUACUCACUGGCAAGGUGCCUACCGAAGCCGAAACGCGUCAGUUGUCGCGUGAGCUUGCCCAGAAGGGAGAGCUCCCGGAGUAUAUUAAGAUUCUCAUUGAUUCGCUUCCCCCUACGUUGCACCCUAUGACGCAAUUGGGAAUGGGGGUCGCAGCCUUGAAUCAUGACAGCUCAUUUGCUGCAGCGUAUGAGCGAGGCAUCAAGAAAAGCGAGUAUUGGACGCACACGCUCGACGACAGCCUUAACCUGUUGGCGCGUCUGCCCGCUCUCGCCGCGCGCAUCUACCGGAAUGCCUACAAUCCGGGGAAGCCUAUCCCUGAAAUCAAUGCCGAUUUGGAUCUUGUUGGUAAUUACGUGAAUAUGCUCGGAUACGGCGACAACCACGACCUAACUGAGUACUUGCGUCUCUACAUUGCCAUCCACGGUGAUCAUGAGGGUGGAAACGCAUCUGCUCACACUUCUCACCUAGUGGGCUCUACUCUGUCUGACCCGUAUUUGUCUUAUGCCGCUGCUUUGUAUGCUCUCGCAGGGCCUCUCCAUGGUCUGGCCAACCAGGAAGUAUUGCGAUGGCAACAUAACAUGCAGAAGGAGAUCGGUAGCAACAUCACGCCCGAAAAUAUCAAGGACUAUCUCUGGAAGACUUUGAAGAGCGGUCAAGUGGUGCCUGGCUACGGUCACGGUGUGCUAAGAAACCCUGACCCCCGAUACAUGGCGCUCCAGCAAUUCUGCGACACCCGUCCCGACCUGCUUGCAGAUCCCGUCAUUCAGCUCGUCAAGCUGACAUAUGAAGUCGCGCCCGCCGUGCUCAAGGAACACGGAAAGACGAAGAACCCUUAUCCCAAUGUCGACGCUGCCUCUGGUUGCGUGCUGUAUCAUUAUGGUCUGACGCAAUUCAAGUACUAUACCGUGAUCUUUGGUGUCUCCAGAGCGCUUGGCUGCUUGACCCAGCUUGUCUGGUCUCGAGCUCUCGGUCUGCCGCUCGAGCGGCCGAAGUCCGUUUCGAUGGACACCAUCGAGAGCCUGAUAAAGAACCCUUGA
Molecule: messenger RNA, 1392 nt
Organism: Sparassis crispa
Lineage: Eukaryota; Fungi; Basidiomycota; Agaricomycetes; Polyporales; Sparassidaceae
Product: 2-methylcitrate synthase, mitochondrial
Exons: 17
Coding region: 1-1392 (463 amino acids)
Biological process (GO): carbohydrate metabolic process; tricarboxylic acid cycle; citrate metabolic process
Cellular component (GO): mitochondrial matrix
Source: RefSeq, a predicted model, not a curated record